Messenger RNA from Trichomycterus rosablanca, 1667 nucleotides. Its product is annotated as SAYSvFN domain-containing protein 1-like. NCBI's taxonomy places the organism in Eukaryota, Metazoa, Chordata, Actinopteri, Siluriformes, Trichomycteridae. The transcript has 2 exons. The coding region runs from base 151 to 648 and encodes 165 amino acids. The record is from RefSeq and is a predicted model, not a curated record.
UAUAAACGUCCGUGUGCAACAUCAUAACAGGAACUAUUAUUAUUAUUAUUAUUAUCACUAUUGCAGUAGUUCAGGUUGAACACGUAGCUCAGCGUGAUAAAUAUUGAAGCUUUUUUCAUCUCUAUUUUAUUUACAUUUCAAUGUUUGAAGAUGGAACAGAAGUUAGCAGAGUUCAGAGCCAGGAGGAAAGUGGAGAAGGAAGAGAAGAAAGCAGAAGAUGUGGAGGAAAGUGGUUUAAAAGCAGCCGAGUCCGAGACAAACACAGAACCGAGUGAGAGGAGCACCCAGCCUGAGCAACACCCACCUGUACAGCAGGACAGCUCGGACUGGUUGCUGGACAGCGCGGUGGGCCGCUGGCUGGGCGUGGACCGUUUGGCCGUCACUAACCUGACCCUGCUGAAGGUGCUGCUGUGGCUGGUUCUGCUGGGUCUCUUCUGUGAGCUGGACUUCGGGCUUCCCUUCUUCCUCAUCUCUCUGUUCUACUGGCUGUACGAGGGUCUGCGCAGCCCCACGCUCAGGAGACCCGGAGAGAUGAGCGCCUACUCCGUCUUCAACCCCGACUGCCAGCCCAUCCUGGGGACGCUCACCGCCGAACAGCUGGAGGGCGAGAUGGGCUACAGACUCCUAAACACCGGGGCACGGACGUAACGCACGAGACCCUGACGGAACCGCUGGAAUUCGGAACAUCCAGGUCCGAGUGCAACGGUCAGACUUCAGCUGGAGCCUCGGGGGCUGAACGAGGACGUCGGUACAUUUAUAUAAAUUACUGAUGAAAAAAGAAGAAUGUUUUUAUUUUAUAUAUUUAUCUACACAUGAAACUAUGAAAUUCUUUCUUUGUAUAUCCCAGCUAGUUUGAAAGCUGGGGUCAGAGCGCAGGGUCAGAGCGCAGGGUCAGUCAUUGUAUGGCACCGGAGCAGACGGGGUUAAGGGCCUUGCUCAAGGGCAAUUUUCUGACUGAUAGCCCAAAGCUCUACCCACUAGGCUACCACGGUCCAAUAAGAACCUUUUUUUAAAACAAGAAUUUAUGGCGUGUCUGAGGGAAUUUGUGCCUGUUCAGUCAAAAGAGCAUGUGACGUCGGGCACUGAUGCUGGAUGAGAAGGUUUUUGAUCACCAUGACCCUGACCAGGCGGUAAAAACAAUUUAAAACUGUAGUCGUGCCAAACAAGGGCCAUAAAGUAUGUAGAUGUAGAAAGUGUGUAAGCAUGCAAAUUCUUUAGCAUAAUUACUAAAACACAUGAGCUUAAUUAGGAAGGACGUCCACAUACUUUUGGACAGGAUUUUGUAAAUGGCAAGUUUAUGUUUUUUACAGGUUCUAAAUUCCUAUUUCACGUUCAGUUUGAACAGUUUGUAGGAUAAACCAGAACAUCAUCAUCAUCAGUACCCAGCCUUACUAAUGCUCUGUUGUACUACAGAAUGAGCACAAAUUCCCACAGACACACUUUAAAGCCUUGUGAGAAGCUUCUCAGAGGAGCGGCUGCUGUUCUAGCUGAGAGAUCACACAGAGGAUCAGUCUGGUUUUUUUUUUAAAUGGGACGUCCGACAAGCUAAUGGUCGGGCGUCCGAAUACUUUUGACCAUACCAGCUGAAUACAGAUCAGCUACUUACAGUUCAGAAAGUCAUUUAAGUGAAUUUAAUAAAGUAAAAGUCGUGGGUCUCAGACUAUAAA